ACGGAGCUGCGCCGCACCAUCCAGAGCCUGGAGAUCGACCUGCAGUCCCAGCUCAGCACGAAAGCGGCACUGGAGGGCACCCUGGCCGACACCGAGGCGCGCUACGGCACCCAGCUCGCCCAGCUGCAGGCGCUGAUCACCAGCGUGGAGGAGCAGCUGGCCGAGCUGCGCUGCGACAUGGAGCGCCAGAACCACGAGUACCGGGUGCUGCUGGACGUCAAGUGCCGCCUGGAGCAGGAGAUCGCCACGUACCGCCGGCUGCUGGAGGGCGAGGACGCACAGUGCGUGGGGUUUGCGUGGGCGGGGCGGUGGGAAGGCUGGUGGGGGUCCCUGGAAGUGCUGGUUGGGGCUUCAACCUGA
Molecule: messenger RNA, 360 nt
Organism: Meleagris gallopavo (turkey)
Lineage: Eukaryota; Metazoa; Chordata; Aves; Galliformes; Phasianidae
Source: RefSeq, a predicted model, not a curated record